AUGAGAAUGCACAGGCUGCUACCACUGAUGUCCCUUUUGUUAUUCUUUGCUGGAGUUGUACUCAGUAAAAGAUGUCCUCCUUCAAAAAACAUCCACUUUGCUCCGGGUAUGAAGUUUGAUCUACAAAUGAAUAGCUGUAAUCAUUCUCCUUCGUAUGCGACUGAAGCACAUACCCGUUCUCUGUCUCCUUGGGAAUACAGUAUGAAUGAGGACAAGAACAGGUUCCCAGCCAUUAUUGCUGAGGCAAAAUGCACACACAAUCGAUGUGUGGAUUCCACCGGUAACCUGGACACAAGUGCGUCUUCUGUUCCCAUCAACCAAGAAAUAUUGAUCUUGAGGCGCCCAGAGGGAGAUCCUGAAGGGGGCAUCAUGCUGGACAAGCAACUAAUCACUGUGGGAUGUACUUGUGUUUGGCCUAAUACACACGAAACAAAACAAAAUUAAUUAAGAAACUGUUUGAGUCAUGGAACACUUCUGUCUGAUUCUCUUUCUUCCUUGUAUCUCUUCCUCUCUCUGUUUCUUUCUUAUUACA
Molecule: messenger RNA, 532 nt
Organism: Pelobates fuscus (common spadefoot toad)
Lineage: Eukaryota; Metazoa; Chordata; Amphibia; Anura; Pelobatidae
Product: interleukin-17A-like
Exons: 3
Coding region: 1-444 (147 amino acids)
Biological process (GO): inflammatory response
Cellular component (GO): extracellular region
Molecular function (GO): cytokine activity
Source: RefSeq, a predicted model, not a curated record